Molecule: messenger RNA, 1473 nt
Organism: Neurospora crassa OR74A
Lineage: Eukaryota; Fungi; Ascomycota; Sordariomycetes; Sordariales; Sordariaceae
Product: capsule polysaccharide synthase Cps1
Exons: 1
Coding region: 1-1473 (490 amino acids)
Source: RefSeq, a predicted model, not a curated record
AUGGGUCUCGUCGUUGGCUUCAUCCACUCUGGCAUCAAGAAUCUUUCCAAGGGUGAAAAGGUCCUCUACUACUUCCUCGCUCUCUUCAUCUGGCGUUAUCUUCGCUUUUGCAUCAACAUCAUCGGCUUCUGGACCUACAAAGCUGCCCCCAUGCCCAAGAGCAACGCCAACUACCACCCCGGUCGCGAUGUCACCGUCGUCAUUCCCACGGUCGAUCCCCUCGGUGUCGACUUCCAUGAGUGCCUCACUAGCUGCGCUCGCAACGGCCCCCGCAAGAUCAUCAUUGUCACUGCCGGAGAAGAUCUGUAUGAGAAGACACUCGGCGCUGUAGCUCCCGUCAUGGAUGAGUUUCCUCUUGUCAACUUUCUGGUCACCCGUACAGAGAUCGCCAACAAGCGCAAACAAGUUGCCCACGUCAUCCGCUACAUCAACACCCCGAUCACAGUCCUUGUCGACGACCACGUCUUCUGGAACUCUCCCGACCUUCUCAAGUCCCUGCUUGCCCCCUUCGAAGACAACCAAGUUGGUAUUGUUGGUACCAAUAAGCGGGUCAGACGUCUCGAAGGUCUUUCUGUCUGGCGCCGCUUCUGGAACAUGCUCGGUUGCCUGUACCUCGACCGUCACAACUUUGAGAUCCGCGCCACUAACGCCAUUGACGGUGGUGUCUUUGUCGUUUCCGGUCGCACAGUUGGCAUUCGCACUUGCAUUCUCGAAGACAAGCAAUUCCAGGCCGGCUACCUCCACGAGAUGUUCUUCUUCGGUCUUCUCGGACCUCUCAACCCCGACGACGACAACUAUAUCGCCCGCUACAUGGUUACCAACGGUUGGAAACUCAGGAUUCAGUAUACCAACGACGCAGAGAUCGAGACCACCGUCGGUGUCGGCGAGCCUGUCCACACCAAGUUUCUCGGUCAGUGCCGCCGUUGGGCUAGAUCAACUUGGAGGUCCAACGCCAGCAGCCUCUUCACCGAAGGCACUGUCUGGGCCACUCAGCCUUACUGCGUCUACGCCGUCUACCUGACCAGCUUCACCAACUUUGCGCUCUUCACCGAUGCCGCCCUGGUUUACCUCUUCACCCAGUCUUCCUGGUACUUCGACGCCGCGGAGCCCAAGUACGCCCUCGCCGCUCUUCUCUCCUGGAUUAUCUUCACCAAGACCAUCAAGGUCUUCCGCUACUUUUCGACCUAUCCUCAAGACAUCUGGCUCUUCCCCGCCUACGUCCUCUUUGCCUACUUCCACUCUUUCAUCAAGCUCUGGGCCCUCAUCACCUUCUAUGACCACGCCUGGUCCGGCCGCAACCUCGCCGCUUUGAACAAGGGCGAGAAGAAGGACGACGCCAAGGAGCUGCCUCCUCAGGGCCUCUGCGACGACGGAGAUAUUAGCGACUUGGACAUUGGUCCUUCCGAAUCUCCAGUUCUCUUGAAGCCCAUGGCCCCCAAGGGGUCCCAGUCUGCCACUAUCACCAAGGCCUAA